Meloidogyne enterolobii is the source of this 1389-nucleotide messenger RNA. The record is from the annotation of a GenBank genome assembly. NCBI's taxonomy places the organism in Eukaryota, Metazoa, Nematoda, Chromadorea, Rhabditida, Meloidogynidae.
AUGAAUCAUUGCAUUCCAAACCGUCGUUUAAGGCCUUUCGCAAAUGUUGUUAAUAGCGGGUUUGUUGUGACUUCUCCUCUUGCUGGCGAAUAUGUCCAUUAUGUUUUUUGUGAUAAAAAUAGUCCUCUAUUUAAAAUGCCAAUUAAAUUAUUUCGUUGCUCAGAAUAUAUUGGAAUGAAAAAUACCGAAAUAAUUCGUCGUGAACGUACUCUUGAAUUUGGUGAUGGAAUUUAUUUUACUUCUGACAACCGAGGGGUGGUUUUAGAUUAUGAAAAAUCAAUGAAGGUUUAUGAAACAAAUUGUAAUUAUGAUAAAAAUUUGGCAAAUAAUGAUGUUCCAAUAUUUACUUGGAUUUCAAUUCAAAUCGACACUGUCAGGUUAAAAUUGGUACCGGAAUUUGACGAAUUUAUUGAAGUUGCUGUUGAUGAAAGAAAAAUUGCUUGGGAAACAGAUUGGAAUGAACAAAAAACAAAUCCAAAUACAAGUAAAUAUACGUGGGAUACAACUGAUGAUGAAGAAGAUAUAAAAAAUGUUAUUGUUGAAAAGAAGGAAGGGGAAGUUUUGGAUGUAAAACUUAAAUUGGAAGGUUAUUUAAUUGGAAGAAGAGAAUUAUUUUGUCCAGAACUUCGUCAUAAUCGAGUAAAUAUUGGUCUAUGGGAAAAACAUUUGAGUAAAUUUGAAAAUCUUCCUUUGGGGUCUAAAUUUCGUUUUGAUGCUUAUUUCAAUGAUAUUCUACAAAUUUAUAUUGCAUAUUAUUAUGAAGAUAUUACUACUGAUGAAGUUUGUUGGGUGGAUAUGGAUGAAGAUGAACCAGAAAAAACUACAAUUCAACUUCGUCUAUUUCCUUCAGAUACUUUUGGACAGCUUUACAACAAUCCAGAAUUUGGUUUAAUUUUUGACCCAAAAAAGUUGUUAAGUCCUUUAACUUAUCUUUUUGCUGAAUUGGAGGUUGAUGAAGUCUGGGUUAAUGUAAUCGAUACUGGACCUGAUCCGAAGAAAAUUUGUAGAUUUAUAAUGAUAGAUGAUCAACCUGCUUGUACUCGUGAUGUGAUCCAAGCAGCUAAAGAUAUGGCUGAAAAAUCAGAAAACAAUAUUAUCGAUGAAGGAUUUAUUAUAGAUUCGAAAGGAACAUUUUUUUCACCAAGGAAUGCUACUUUAAAUUUUGAGUUUCCGGAGAGCGAGAGGGACAACUUUCCCGUCGGUCAUUGGACAAGAUUUGAAGCUAAAUAUGAUUCUGUUACAAAUAAAUAUUUUAUAAUUGGGGGAGAAUUAAUUCUUGAAAAGAGAAUGGUGCCAAAUAGUUUAAUUGAAUAUUCUACUGCGGAUAAUCAAAAAAUGGAGAAAUAUCAGGUAUGUUUUGUGGAGAAAUAUGGAUCUUCCGAUUUUUGA